This is a messenger RNA of Ziziphus jujuba (common jujube), 1877 nucleotides long. RefSeq lists its product as uncharacterized. The transcript has a single exon. Lineage: Eukaryota; Viridiplantae; Streptophyta; Magnoliopsida; Rosales; Rhamnaceae. The record is from RefSeq and is a predicted model, not a curated record. Bases 427 to 1647 code for a protein of 406 amino acids.
GCGCCAAAGUUCGUAACAAACUAACGACCACAAGGAAAACGGAGCACGAGGUACAGGCAGAGGGAGUGUAGCAUUACGGUAAAUGUGAGUAAGUGGAGUGGGAAAGGCAGUGAAACCAAUGGGUGUAAGAGUAAUUUCGCAGAGAAUCCUAAGGACUACGGAAGAAGACAAACCUAUCGACGUUAUAAAACAAGCAAUAUUUAUUUUCUUAAAAAAACUUGAAAACCCAAACACACACCAUAUAACCGCCUGCUCUCCAUCACAUGCUAUUCUCUCUUUCUCUCUCCUCGCUCACCGAGCUUCCCUCUGUGCUCUGCUCCCACUCUGCCCUCUCUGCUCUGCUUAAUUAUUGCCGCCUUUGCGUGCCUCAUAAGCCAUUCACUGUCUCACCCUCCCACUUCCUUCUCUCUCUCUCUCUCUCACACAAUGGAUCUUGUCCAGAGCCCUAGCAAUGGCGGAACUCAAGGCUGCUCCUCCGACUCUGAUCCCCUUAUUCUCGCUAAAGACGAAACCUUCGAAGAUGCAAACACCGAGGCGCACCGUUUCAGUGAGGACUUCGACUCCACGUGCUCCACCCCUUACGUCAGCGCACCUUCGAGUCCCGGUCGCGGUUGCACCACCGGCUACUUCUUCAGCGCACCGGCCAGCCCCAUGCACUUCAUGUUGUCUUCAGCUCCGUCUGCCUCCUACUCCUAUUCUCCUUCAGAGACGGUUUUUCCGGACGCCUCGUCGUCGUUUGAGUUUGAGUUCUCUUCUCGGCUAAAUUCCAAUAGUUCGGUGGCUGUUGGAUCGAUGAGCUCGGCGGAUGAGCUUUUUAUGAACGGAAAAAUCAGGCCGAUGAAGCUCUCGUCGCACUUGCAGAGGCCUCAGAUCUUAGCGCCAUUGCUAGAUCUGGAUGUUGAAGAAGACGAUGAGUCGGAGGUAGAAAAAUGCGAAGGGACAGUGAAUAGGGGAAGAGAUCUGAAACUGCGCAGUAGAUCGUUGCACAGAAAAGCGAGAUCUCUCUCUCCUCUGAGAAACGCAGACAUUCAGUGGCUCAAAGAAGAUGAAGAAGGUUGCAAUGAUGAGAAAGCUAAAGAGGCCGGCGACGAGAACAUUCUGGAUUUGCAUGGGCUGGAGACUAAGCAAAGCGAAACGGUGUCAUCGGAAACGACACCGUCGUGUUCGGCGUCGUCUUCGAGAUCUUCAUCUUCAGGAAGGAACUCGAAGAAGUGGAUAUUCCUCAAGGAAAUAUUGUACAGGAGUAAAAGCGAAGGUCGAGGAAAUGGGAAGGAAAAGUUCUGGUCAACGAUCUCUUUCUCAACAUCUAAAGACAAAGAAAAAACUCAAACUCCUCUUCCUUCGCAGACAACUUCAGACACUCAGAAUCAGCAUCAGAAAACGACGAAGAAGAAAAAGCAGAGCAAGCAAGCUUCAACAAGGAAAGGCAUAUCCGGGAAACCUAAAAACGGCGUCGCAAAGAGAAAGGUGCCAUUGUCCCCGCACGAGUUGCAUUACACGGCGAACAGGGCUCAAGCGGAAGAGAUGAAGAAGAGGACAUUCUUGCCUUACAGGCAGGGACUUCUUGGAUGCCUGGGGUUCAGUUCUAAAGGAUACGGUGCGCUUAAUGGUCUAACACGUGCUUUGAACCCCGUCUCUUCCAGGUAGACAAGAUGAAGAUAGACAGAUAGAUAGAUAUAUACUAGUGCCCGAUCGAUCGAUCGAUCGAUGGAUCGUUUCAAGAAUUUGUAUAAUUAAUGUUUUAUUAUUUUUGCAUGUCGGAUUAAUUGUAAUUUAAGGUUUCUUUUAUCGUCAUAUUUUGUACAGUGGAAAAUUAAGCUACGUUUGUUUAAUAUUUGUUUUUGGGCUUUAUAAUGAUUACCAAAUUCUCAGAAGUC